Messenger RNA from Numida meleagris (helmeted guineafowl), 3572 nucleotides. It is a transcript of the gene NDEL1, whose product is annotated as nudE neurodevelopment protein 1 like 1. The coding region runs from base 903 to 1958 and encodes 351 amino acids. NCBI's taxonomy places the organism in Eukaryota, Metazoa, Chordata, Aves, Galliformes, Numididae. Gene Ontology annotation, cellular component: centrosome; kinetochore; kinesin complex. The transcript has 10 exons. Gene Ontology annotation, molecular function: microtubule binding. Gene Ontology annotation, biological process: establishment of mitotic spindle orientation; centrosome localization; cell migration. The record is from RefSeq and is a predicted model, not a curated record.
GCAGCGUUGGGUGCGCGGGGCCCGGCCCGUGACUCGCGCGGGGACGCGCUCCCUCCGUCGGCUGAGGGGCGGCCGCUGCCCCGCGGUGUCACAGGUGGGCUCGUCCCACCCGGUGCCGGCUGUUCUCUUUCCCUGCCGGCCACAGACAUAGCCCGUCUUCCUCCGUUCCCUUCCUCGCAGCCCAGGUGCGUGGGGCUGGGCUCGCGGUGCUGACAGCUGGCACGGCCUGCUCUGCUGUCACGUACGUGGCCCACGGAUGAGGGCUUCAGGCAGUGCCAAUUAACGCCCGCCCUUAAUGACGCUGGUUGCAAGGAGCGUGCUGUCACCUUGCUUUUCUCUCACAGCCGCGGCUUGAUUUGCUGCUCUGGCAGAGAUGGCGUUAACUGCGUGCUGGUGCCAGUGCCACGGGUACAUGUCUGCCCGGUAUUUCCCAGCUGUUCACUGAAGGUUUUGUCCCUCUCCUCCUGGGCUCAGCAGGGCCUGCUCGGCUCCGUGCCGACGUGACCGAACUCGAGCAGGCCCUGCCUCGCUCUCCCAGUUUGAUGAGUUUGACCCAAAUUGCAGCAGACGUGCCGUGGAGGAUGAGCACGCUGACACAAGGCAGAGCGCGCUCCUAGAGCUGGACUUUCAGCUGAGUGACUUCCCAUUAACGUCUCCUGGUGACGCGAUGGCUCUCCUCACCCACGCAGCCCCAUUGUUCUCCACCCGUGCUCAAUGACUCAGGGCUGCUCUGCUCCUUCCGAAACUCUCUUGGCUUGGUGAGGAGUGCAGAGAAGGAUUUUUUUUUGCGUUCCUGGUGUUUCUUGCCCAAGGAAGUGGUUAAAUGAGUGAAGCAGCAGCGGAAGAGUGCCUUGGAUAUUUAAGGCAAUUUCAUUUGGCAUAAACACUCCAGGAUCUUGUGGAUGGUCAUAUUGAACAUGGACAGUGAGGAAAUUCCAACCUUCUCAAGUCCAAAGGAGGAAACUGCCUAUUGGAAAGAGCUUUCCUUGAAGUACAAACAAAGCUUCCAGGAAGCUCGUGAAGAGCUGGCUGAAUUUCAGGAGGGAAGCAGAGAAUUAGAAGCUGAGUUGGAAGCACAGCUAGUACAGGCUGAGCAGAGGAAUAGAGAUUUACAAGCAGAUAACCAAAGGCUGAAAUAUGAAGUGGAAACGUUAAAGGAGAAACUGGAGCACCAGUAUGCACAAAGCUACAAGCAGGUGUCGUUGUUAGAGGAUGACCUGAGCCAGACACGGGCCAUUAAGGAUCAGCUCCAUAAGUAUGUCAGGGAGCUGGAACAGGCCAAUGAUGACUUGGAACGUGCAAAGAGGGCAACAAUAGUUUCAUUGGAAGACUUUGAACAAAGGCUGAACCAGGCCAUUGAGAGAAACGCGUUUUUGGAAAGUGAACUGGAUGACAAGGAGUCAUUGCUGGUUUCUGUGCAGAGAUUAAAGGAUGAAGCGAGAGACUUGCGGCAGGAGCUGGCAGUGCGGGAAAGGCAGCAGGAGGUCACCCGGAAAUCUGCGCCCAGCUCUCCAACUCUGGACUGUGAGAAGAUGGAUUCAGCUGUCCAGGCGUCUCUCUCCUUGCCAGCUACCCCUGUUGGAAAAGGAUCAGAAAAUAGUUUUCCUUCCCCAAAAGCUAUACCAAAUGGAUUUGGUACAAGCCCUCUUACUCCUUCAGCUAGAAUAUCUGCACUCAACAUCGUGGGAGAUCUCUUACGGAAAGUGGGGGCCUUAGAAUCCAAAUUAGCUGCUUGCAGAAAUUUUGCAAAGGACCAGGCAUCACGGAAAUCCUAUAUUUCAGGGAAUGCUAACAGCAGCACGAUGAACAGCAACGGCACAAAGUACCCUCACCCUGGGCAUACUUCUUUCUUUGACAAAGGCCCCUGUACUCUCUUCCCUGCCCCAAACUGUCGCUGGAGCCUGAAACAGCCACGCGUGCUCGUAGACCCGGUCCAAUCUGCAGCCGCUGCCUUAUGAACAGCCAGUUGUUGGGUGGUGGGAUUGUGCCAGAGGGCAGUGAACGGCUUUGAUCAAGGAACCCCGGGACUGGGAGCCUCCAGACCUUCCUCAGCACCUGGCAUGCUCCCCCUGAGCGUAUGAGUCGGCACCAGGUUGUGCUCGGACUUGCGGACGCUUUUCAGCCCAGCAAGAGAAGUGCUUUGGUUUCCUCCCCCUCCCUGCCCCGCGGGAACAGGACCCACACCAUGGCAUGCGGCAGUGCCCGUGCUGCUGGAGGAGACCCCGUGCUUGCAGCCUUUCGUGUCCUGUUAAUAGAGUUAACGAUCUCCCAUCGCUGUAGGGACGUGCUCUGUGGCCCCAUCCCACGUGUUGCACAGGCUGACACAGCGCUCUGUUCCAGGGGAUGCAGAACCUCAGCCCGGUGCUGCUCGACCUGUCACUGCAUCUCUUCUCUCAGUUAGGUUUGGUGUGACAAAAACAUUUGCUGCUUUUCUUGAAGGCUGCACCUCCCCCUCCCUGAUCUCGCAACCAUUUAAGGCAUCCAGCUGCUGUCCUCCCCAUCCAACCUCUCAAAACACACGGGGUGAGGCUGGGAGCAGGAGAGGUGACUGGCAGUUAGCUCUGGGGUCUGAGUUACUGCAGCUUAGAAAUCACAGUUGGACAGGUGAGCAGGUGGCUGUGUCCAUAAGGAGGAGAGCCCUUCCCCAGCUCAGCAGAUGGGCACAGAGCUGCUGCGGUGAGGGGGGGGCAGCAGGCUGGGAGCAGCUCUCAUCAUUGAGCGCCAGUGCCCUUACAGCCCUGGGGUGAGCUUGGCUGGAGCCUCCUCCUUUGGCACAGGCUCUGCAGCAAGCGUCUGUCUCCCAUGUGCCUGAACCAUACCCCCAGUCCCAGCCCUCUGCCCUCCUUAGUGACACUUCUGCCCCCCAAACCAGACAGCAGCUCUGUAGGAAACCGCUAAGCCCAUGGGCCGCACUGCCCACAAACUGCCCGCUCCCAGGCCCCUGUAUCCAUGGACCCUGUGUUCAGAUCUGUAAUAUAGGACUGGAUUUCACAGCGUCACCUGCAGGCUUCUGUGACAGUGUUGGGCGACUGUACCUUGUGGGUCUUCCAAGCGAUGUCUUUGUGCGAUUCCUCUGUCCAUGUGCCUCAGAGGCGGUGGAUUUUGACGUGAACCAACACAUCCCACUGGGAUUUGAGAGAAAAAAAAAAAAAAAACCUUCCUUCCCUGUUUGGUCCAUGGCGUUCCAUUGGCUCUGCAGCUCUAUGUUGGUUUAUUGACAAGUGCUGAGACAAACCACCGGCCCCAGCAGAAAAGAGGUGGGAGCAUCCCCCUCCCCCCCUUGCCGUUAGGGCCCCUGUGGUCCCUCCUUUCCUGUGCAUCCUCUGCUGCAUUUGACUGUUUACAUUUGUUUUAUUGUACAUAGGUUUGUAAACAUAUUAUCUUUGCCUAAGAUCUUUGUACAUAACUUAACUUGGGCUUUGUAGCUUUAUUUAUUCAAAGUCUAUAUGGCAUGUUUCAAUAGGACAGUGUACCAUACCACCAUGGUCACACAGCAUAAUGUGGUUUAAAGACAAAAAAAAAAAAAAAACCUGAGAGUCAUAUUCCAGAAAUAAAGUUCUUUUAAUGUGGAA